AUGAGCGGUCAAAAUGGCUACGGUAACGGGUACGGCUACUCCGGCCCCGGCCGGUACGAUACAAAUGAAGGGGGAUAUGGUGGGAACGACAGCCUUGGGGUGAAUGGUUACAGUGGACGGGAUCCCGCACCACCAGGCAGUGCUGGACGGUCAGAACGUCGCCCUGGCGGAUAUGGUGGCUUCUACGAUUCACCUCCGCCACCAGGCUUAUCUCCAGCUCAACCUUCUCCUGCACCAAGCCAGUCGCCCGAACGGCGCCGCGAUCGACCGAACCAAGACUGCCAGCAGCCUUCGUCGCAACCGUCUUCGCAUCCUUCGGCGCACCCUUCCUCGCACCCCUCUUCGCAAGGCUCCUCGUAUCCCUCCUCCCGGUCGCGCACAAGGAACCAAGAACCCGACCAGAAGUACCAGGAAGAACGGUCUAGAGAUGCAAGCCGGUACGCGGACAACAGAGACCAACGGAACGCGUCGCCCGCGUCACAUAUGCUCACGCGGACCUAUGACUCUGGGGAGCCCCAGCCCAUCGAGACUAUCUUACAAUCGAUCCAGCAGGACUGGGAUUUCAUGACCGAUUCCGAGUGUGUCCCGGUACACGUUGCUUUGAGUUUGAUGGACACCAGUACGUUGGGCAAAGCGGAUCGCGAGCCGGAAUUCCUGCGAAUGUACGAUAGUAUUCAAAAGACGUUGAAGGCAAUUGUGAACGAACACCACCAGGGAUUCAACAGUUCUAUUGGAACGUACCACAAGAUCCAGUCAAAUAUAUCUUCCUCGCAAGCGCGAGUGCGCAGCCUGAGACACGCCCUCGAGCAGGCCAAAUCUGGGUUGAUAUCGACCAAGCCCGAAUUGAAAGGGCUGGCAACAUCUUCCCAGAACUAUGAUGAUAUUGUCCAGCUGUUCACUCAGAUUGAAGAAAUCCAGUCCCUUCCCGAGAAGCUGGAAUCCCAAAUUUCAGACAAGCGCUUUCUGGCGGCUGUGGAUGUGCUCCACACUGGUCUUCGAGUUCUGCGGCGCUCGGAGAUGGAGGAUAUUGGGGCCUUAUCGGACAUUCGUGCUUAUUUCAUAAACCAGGAGACAUCACUCACAGAUAUCCUGAUCGAGGAGCUGCACGACCAUCUAUAUCUCAAGUCACCCUAUUGCUCAGAUCGCUGGAAAGCCCCUACCUCGGAUGGGGAGGUGCACCCGUCCAAUUGGUCUGGCACUCGGUCCUGGGACCGGCCUGUUUACAACUUUCUGGCCAAAUUCGAUCCAAUGACGCCCAUGGUUGAAGAUGCCUCGAGAAACCCUGAGGCUGAUACGUUUGCCUACAUUCAGUUGUUGAUUGAAGCGCUCAAUAAGAUGGGCCACCUUGACGUCGCGGUUCAUCGAAUCGAGCAGCGCCUUCCGGUCGAGUUGUUUGCUGUGGUGGAUAAGACGAACGCAGAGGUUGACGUUCGCUAUCCUGCACCAACCAAGAGCUUCUCAGCGCAGGACAAUUACAAACAGUCCAGUCUUCCGACCGAGAUCAUUGAAAAACGUGGCCACGUACUUUCUGAGUUUUUGUGGGCGCUGUAUGCCAAGUUCGAGGCGAUUGCAGAAGGCCACCGGAUCCUUCAUGACGUUGUUGCAGCCAUUGUGGAACGCGAGGGCCUCACCAAGAACGAGAAGCUUUCUGGUGGGUUCAAGGAGCUGUGGAAACUGUUGCAAAGCGAGAUACGGUCUCUCAUGCACGACUAUCUUGCGACUGAUGGAGAUUCUUCUGUCCGAAGAACAGAUGAGAUGGAUCGACGUCACGUAUAUAUGGGUUAUCGCGAUAAAAAUAAGAAAAUGUUCAAGUUGUCAGAUAUUGAGCAAAACUCAGAGAUGAAGGCUGAGCAAGAUGAACUUGAUGAGAUUCUGAAAUCCUCAGUGCCGGGACUUGUUUCAAAGUCAAGACAAAAGGCCACCACACACGAUCCUACACAGACACAGGGCAAUUCAGGAACUGGACAUAAAAUCCUGCUUGAGCCAAGCCGGUUGAAGGAUAUCGUUCCUGUCGAUGCGGACAUUUCGUUGGGCACCUUGACCUCAUUUUUGGACGACUUCAUGGUCAACGUCUUCCUCCCUCAGCUGGACGAAACCGUGACGGAUCUCUGCACGCUUAGUUUCAUUGCGCCAGACGCCUUUACCGAAGACCCUCAAUGGACCAAGGUCUCUCCUCGGCCUAUCUUUAAGGGAACGGUCAAAUUCAUGUCUAUCGUUCGAGAAUUCAGUAAAAUGCUAUCGAGUAUUCCACACGAUCAAGCAUUCACGCAGCUUCUCAUUGACCAGAUUGUGACAUACUAUGACAAGUGCUGUGGAUGGUACAAAGCAAUGGUCACGAAGGUAACUGCACGGGACCGUGGAGGGGGUGUCCGACUGAAAGCUGCAGCAGCAUUUGCCGAUUCCGGUGACAUCCAUGAUGUUGUCGACGAACUAUGGAAAGGGCCCGGUGACAAGAAAUGGACGCUCAUCGACACUGAAAUCGAUCUUCUGCUGAAGCGGACGAACGAGGUGCCUUUAGAGCCAUACGACAUCAUAUCAGACCCGAAGACUGUCAUCUCCCUCUCCCUCUUAUACAACAGCAUGCAAUGGCUUGCAAGCCACCUCGCCAAAAUUCGGCUCGUGGUUGAACAUACCGUGGAUGCCGAAUCGUCGAGUUUGACUGCCACCGGUCGACCAUCUCGCAGAUGGACUCUGUUUGGGUCCGUGAAGCCCAAUCGUGAUAGCAUCAAUCACCCGGUCCACUUACCACUAAAUCACGAGACUGUUGUCGCCUUUGACGGGACACUUGAGUCAUUACAGGGGCUUGCUGCUACCGCACUUUUGACGAUGCAUGUUGACAUCCGCUGUGGCAUCAUCCACAUGUUGACAAAAACAAUGUCCGGACCCAGUCCGCCCAACUUACGGCACUCCGAAGCCGUAACGCCGUCCCCAAGCACAACUGACAACUGGUGGCACAUUAUCAUGAACCAACCGACUGCCGCAUCGCCCACCAUCCUUGCCUUGAAUAACGACCUCAUCGCAUUCGACACCAACAUCUCAACGUACCUAGGAUCCAUCGAGCGCUGGUUCAUCACCUCAGGUCUUGCACGGUUUAUCGACCGGGUGUUUGUCUCCUGCACUCAAUACAUCGGCGCCAUGAAUGAGAAUGGAGCUUUACGGCUGCAACUCGACGUGCUUGUCCUGCAACAGAACCUGAAGAAUAUCAUCAUCGACCCAGCUGGGGAUUCGUCGAAUUCGACAACGGACUUGCACCUGCAAGCCGCUCAGGAGGUCGUCGCCCUGCCACGCAGCGCGAAGUUCCUAGACUGGUUCCUGGAAGGCGCCGAGAAGACCCUGGAGUAUGCCAAGGACGAGAAGGAGGCAUUUGCGUCGCAAGGAAACAGAGCCCUGGCCGCUGGAAACGGAGAGCCCUUCACCUACGAGGAGCUGCGCGUGCUCGUGGACUUGUGCUUCUCCGAGAUCCUGCGCGGCCCACGGGGGGCAGAGAGUCGCGAGGACUUCAUGUCGGCGAAGAAAGCAAGCGCGGAUGCGCUGCUCACGCUGAACGAGAUUAUGUGGGAUGCUCGUUAG
Messenger RNA from Penicillium bovifimosum, 3570 nucleotides. RefSeq names its product exocyst subunit SEC8. Gene Ontology annotation, biological process: exocytosis; Golgi to plasma membrane transport. The coding region runs from base 1 to 3570 and encodes 1189 amino acids. NCBI's taxonomy places the organism in Eukaryota, Fungi, Ascomycota, Eurotiomycetes, Eurotiales, Aspergillaceae. Gene Ontology annotation, cellular component: exocyst. The record is from RefSeq and is a predicted model, not a curated record. The transcript is spliced from 6 exons.